AACGACCUUAAUUUCGAGGGGUCUCCCAGAAUUCAAGUGUAAUCGAGGAGGGGAAAGAGAUAUCAAUUAGCAGGAUGGCGACGCCCGCCGCCCUCUGCUGGAGAAGGGGAUCAGUCCUAAACCGACAACUCCUACACGCAUCAAUCAAGACCAGACCAAGUCGGUGUAUUGUCGACAGCCUCUCUAUCAUAUGGACAAGACAAAAUUCAAUUACUACCAGACAGCCCAAGACAACCUCUCUUCGAUCAUACACACCCCAAAACCUUCAUCUCACCCGACACACCUCCACCAUCACCACCACCCCAUCCCAAGAUACGUCCAACUCUCUCCCGGAAUACCACCCCCCAACAACCGGCCUCCUCUCCUAUCUUCCCCCCUCCUGGGUCCCCUACGCCGAACUCAUCCGCCUCGACAAACCAACAGGAACCUACUACCUCUUCUUUCCCUGCCUCUUCAGCACCCUCCUCGCGGCCACCUUCCCCACGCCCCUAACCCCUCCAACCACCAUCCUCACCACCACCGCCCUCUUCUUCACCGGCGCCCUCGUCAUGCGCGGCGCCGGCUGCACCAUCAACGACCUCUGGGACCGCAAUCUAGAUCCGCACGUUGCACGCACCCGCCUCCGACCCAUCGCCCGCCGCGCCAUCUCCCCUCAAUCCGCCAUCGUCUUCACAGGCGGGCAACUCCUCGCCGGCCUCGCCGUCCUGCUCUCCCUACCCUUUGAAUGUUUCUGGUACGCGACGCCCUCGCUGCUGUUCGUCGCCACCUACCCCUUGGCGAAACGCGUGACGAAUUACCCGCAAUUCGUCCUAGGUCUGACGUUCUCGUGGGGCGCCAUCAUGGGGUUUCCCGCCCUCGGGGUCGAUUUGCUGUCGAACCAGGCCGCGCUCACGGCUGCGGCGUGUCUGUAUGCGAGCAAUGUCGCGUGGACGGUGCUGUAUGACAUGAUUUACGCCCACAUGGAUAUUAAGGACGAUGCCAAGGCGGGCAUCAAAUCCAUUGCCCUGAAGCACGAGAAGGAGACCAAGGCUGUCCUCACGGGGUUGGCGGCCGUGCAGAUAGGUCUGCUGGCUGCGUCGGGUGUGGUUGCGGGAUUGGGACCGGUCUUCUUCGUUGGGAGCUGUGGGGGUGCGGCCGUGACGCUGGCGACGAUGAUAUAUAGGGUGCAAUUGAAGAGUGUUGCGGAUUGUUGGUGGUGGUUUAAGAAUGGGGCGUGGUUUACAGGGGGCGCGAUUGCGAUGGGGUUGGCGGGGGAGUAUGUUGCGCAAUGGAUGGGUUGGUAUGAGGGAGAGGAGAAGACGGACGAGAAGGGGCAGGAGAAGGUGAAAGAAGUGGAGGGAAGUGCUUAAAGACAAUUGGACAUGUAUGAUUCGGGUAUUUCAUUAUCCUAUCUCGAGCAUAGGACGACACCAUGUAUACUAUCUUUGUUUCAUCUGGAGUCUGCACGGAUACAAAGGCACAAGACAGCUUUACACAGUAGAGCAGGUUCCUUCAGUCGUAAUGUAGCAUAAUCAUAACACCGUC
Molecule: messenger RNA, 1524 nt
Organism: Westerdykella ornata
Lineage: Eukaryota; Fungi; Ascomycota; Dothideomycetes; Pleosporales; Sporormiaceae
Product: 4-hydroxybenzoate polyprenyl transferase
Exons: 1
Coding region: 75-1349 (424 amino acids)
Biological process (GO): ubiquinone biosynthetic process
Cellular component (GO): mitochondrial inner membrane
Molecular function (GO): 4-hydroxybenzoate polyprenyltransferase activity
Source: RefSeq, a predicted model, not a curated record